This is a messenger RNA of Sinocyclocheilus grahami, 317 nucleotides long. RefSeq names its product interleukin-1 receptor accessory protein-like. Gene Ontology annotation, biological process: signal transduction. The annotation marks the transcript as partial. The transcript has 2 exons. The record is from RefSeq and is a predicted model, not a curated record. NCBI's taxonomy places the organism in Eukaryota, Metazoa, Chordata, Actinopteri, Cypriniformes, Cyprinidae.
UUUAGGUGUGACGCUGGCGCUCAUGUUGAUGAUGUUUGUCAUCUAUCACGUGUUCUGGCUCGAGCUGCUGCUGCUCUAUCGCUCGUGGUUCGGCUCUGAUGAGAGAUACACAGAUGAUAAGCAGUAUGACGUGUACAUCUCAUACGCUCGCAACAGUGAGGAGGAGGCGUUCGUUCUGUCCACGCUGCGUCGAGUCCUGGAGACUGAGUUUGGUUACUCUGUCUGCAUCUUCGACCGGGACAGUCUUCCUGGAGGAAGUGAGUAUCACAUGACUCCAAAUGUACUGUACUGUACUGUACAGCAGGGCUUCCCAAACU